Molecule: messenger RNA, 4508 nt
Organism: Pangasianodon hypophthalmus (striped catfish)
Lineage: Eukaryota; Metazoa; Chordata; Actinopteri; Siluriformes; Pangasiidae
Gene: palm1b
Product: paralemmin 1b
Exons: 7
Coding region: 330-1067 (245 amino acids)
Biological process (GO): regulation of cell shape
Cellular component (GO): membrane
Source: RefSeq, a predicted model, not a curated record
UGUGUGUGUGUGUGUGUGUGUGUGUGUGUGUGCUCUGCGCUGGCUCGCGCUCGCUGUCGGGUCGAGCGUCUCUCCUCCUUAAAAUCGCAGAAACACAGAAGGAGAGAGCGCAGGAGGAGCUCCAGCCCUUCACUCCGGGGGGGUUGAUUUAUUUAUUUAUUUAUUAAUUCAUCUGUGCAGCACGUCAUCAGAGAAUAGAAUUAAUAGAAAUAAACAGAAAUUGCGCGAGCUGCAGUUUCACACUGAUCUCGAUUCGGCGCGCGAGACUCUGAGAUUUUCUUCUUUAACACAAAAGCGGAGGAGAAAAAAAAAAGAAACAGCGUUCUGAGAUGUCGGACGCCCUGACACAGCAGGAGAGACUACAGGCCAUCGCUGAGAAGAGGAAGAAGCAGGCGGAAAUAGAGAAUAAGAGGAGACAGCUGGAGGAUGAACGCAGACAACUACAACACCUAAAGUCGAAGGCUCUGAGGGAGCGGUGGUUGUUGGACGGAGCGCCCUCCAGUGGAGAAAACGAGUUUCAGAGACAGCUGCAGGAAGACGAGGCUAAAACCAGGGGACUGGAGCAGAGCGUUCUCAGGUUGGAGCAGGAGAUCGAGGAGCUCGAGACCGGAGUUCCUGCGUCUAAAUCCACCGCCGAUAAACAAGACGUUAUAAACAUGCCUGAUGGCCCCGGAAAAGUGGAGAACGGCGUCCCUAAAACCAGGCAGGUGACGGGCAUCGAGGCGAAGCUGGAAUGCACAAGUUUAGACGCGAAGGCCAUCGAGAACGCGAGCGCGGACCACCCGGUCACCAUGGUGUUCAUGGGCUACAAAAACGUGGAGGACGAGGACGAGACGAAGAAAGUGCUGGGCAUCGAGGAUGCGGUGAAGGCCGAGUUCGUCGUCAUUGAGGACAGCGAGAACAAAGCAGCGACGGAGGAUGGAAAGAAUGAAGAGAAAGCUCCCCUGAACGGCGCCCCCUCCAGUCCAGACGACAAGAAACAGGACGAGGCCGCAAACGGAGAUGAAGCGAAACAGGACGAGGUCAAGAAAGAAAAGCAGCCGUGCAAGUGCUGCACAGUCAUGUGAGCACGGGGGCCAAAACUUUUACUCAAAAUAAAUACUAAACAUUACAAAAAAAAAAAAAUUACAAAAUCCAGAGAGGAACUGCUGACACUGCAGUAAUUAAUGUAAAUGUCAUAAAAAUUUACAAUGUGUACGAAAAACAUAUCAUUAAUGUUAUCACUAUUAUAAUUAUAAAUUGCACAAUACUAGCAAUAACGAUAUCACUAAUGACAUCACUGCUGACAUCAUCGCUAAAGAUAUCAUUAAUGACGUUACCGUUAGCGUUGAUAAUGAUAUCAUUAAUGAUAUCAUUGUUAGCAUUGUUGAUAGUGCUGACUCAAAUAACAUUGCUGCUAGCAUUGAUAAUAAUAUUACUGCAAACUACGCUAACUCACGUCUUUUAUACGGAUAACGUAAAAGUGCAGUUACCAUGGAAAUGAGGCGGAUCCGUCAGGAACAUCAACAUUUACCUCAGAUCUGUUGAUAAAUUGUUACGAAAAGACUCAGAAUGGCUAAAGUUACAAUCUAAUCACACGUAGCAUCAGUGUGACAGCAUUUAUUAUCAAUGUGAUAAUGAUAACAACAUUAAAUUAUUAUUAUUAUAAAGAUAAUAACAUUAUUAAUCUCCGCUGCUAGCAUUACUGACAUCACUGUUACUGCCAAAAGCCCACUUUACUGCCAAUUAUGCUAAAAAAUAAGGUAGCUAUCUAUUAUAUGGACAUUGUAAAGGUGCAGUAACCAUGGAAACUAGACAGAACCAUCAAGAACAUCAGCAUUUACCUCAGAUGUGUUGGGAAAAUGCUAAGAAAAGGAUUCUGUAUGACUAAAAUUACGCUUAAUUACACUUAGCGUCAACCGGUAAUUCAUUUAAAAUGGUACAGUCAUUAUAGACGAACGUGAAGUCAGAAAAAUUAUGAAUACCGCAAAAGUGGGCUGUUAGAAAAAAAACAACACUAACGUUAUUGUUAAUACUAAUGUUAUUAUCGCUAGCAUUUAUGUAACAACGUUCUUUAUUAACGUGAUAAUGAUGUAAUAUUAAUGAUAACCCUGUUAGCAGUGCUAGCAAUAACAACAACAUUGAAAUCUCUCUUAACAUUGUAAAUCUCACCCUUAUCUUUAUGAUUAGGGAUUUAGUAUUUACCAAAAGACAUCCAUUUUACUGCAAAUGAUGCUAACAAUUUAGCUAGCUAGCACAUAGCUCUUGUCUCUUAUAAUGAUCGUGUAAAGAUGACAAUAUUAACAUAACAUUAAUAACAUCACUGCUAGUUUUAUUAAUGAUAACAUUCCUGACGUCACUGUUACCUUUAUUAACGAUAACAUUCAUGACGUCACUGUUAAUUUUUAUUAAUGAUAACAUUAAUGACAUCAUUACUUUUAUUAAUGAUAAGAUUAAUGACAUCACUGUUAUUAAUGACAGCUAUAACAUUAAUGACAUCACCGUUACUUUUAUUAAUGAUAACAUUCAUGACGUCACUGUUGCUUUUAUUAAUGAUAACAUUCAUGACGUCACUGUUAAUUUUUAUUAAUGAUAACAUUCAUGACAUCGUUACUUUUAUUAACGAUAACAUUCAUGACAUCACUGUUGCUUUCAUUAAUGAUAACAUUAAUGACAUCACUGUUAAUUUUUAUAAAUGAUCACAUUCAUGACAUCACCGUUGCUUUUAUUAAUGAUAACAUUCAUGACGUCACUGUUAAUUUUUAUAAAUGAUAACAUUCAUGACAUCACUGUUGCUUUUAUUAAUGAUAACAUUCAUGAUGUCACUGUUGCUUUUAUUAAUGAUAACAUUCAUGACAUCGUUACUUUUAUUAAUGAUAACAUUCAUGAUGUCACUGUUGCUUUCAUUAAUGAUAACAUUCAUGACAUCACUGUUAAUUUUUAUAAAUGAUCACAUUCAUGACAUCACUGUUAAUUUUUAUAAAUGAUCACAUUCAUGACAUCACCGUUGCUUUUAUUAAUGAUAACAUUCAUGACGUCACUGUUAAUUUUUAUAAAUGAUCACAUUCAUGACAUCACCGUUGCUUUUAUUAAUGAUAACAUUCAUGACGUCACUGUUAAUUUUUAUAAAUGAUCACAUUCAUGACAUCACCGUUGCUUUUAUUAAUGAUAACAUUCAUGACGUCACUGUUAAUUUUUAUAAAUGAUCACAUUCAUGACAUCACUGUUGCUUUUAUUAAUGAUAACAUUCAUGAUGUCACUGUUGCUUUCAUUAAUGAUAACAUUCAUGACAUCACUGUUAAUUUUUAUAAAUGAUCACAUUCAUGACAUCACCGUUGCUUUUAUUAAUGAUAACAUUCAUGACGUCACUGUUAAUUUUUAUAAAUGAUCACAUUCAUGACAUCACCGUUGCUUUUAUUAAUGAUAACAUUCAUGACAUCGUUACUUUUAUUAAUGAUAACAUUCAUGAUGUCACUGUUGCUUUCAUUAAUGAUAACAUUAAUGACAUCGUUACUUUUAUUAAUGAUAACAUUCAUGAUGUCACCGUUGCUUUUAUUAAUGAUAACAUUAAUGACAUCACUGUUAAUUUUUAUAAAUGAUCACAUUCAUGACAUCGCUGUUGCUUUUAGUAACGAUAACAUUCCUGACGUCACUGUUACCUUUAUUAAUGAUAACAUUCAUGACGUCAUUACUUUUAUUAAUGAUAACAUUAAUGACAUCACUGUUGCUUUUAUUAACGAUAACAUUCAUGACGUCACUGUUUAUUUUUAUAAAUGAUAACAUUCCUGACGUCACUGUUACCUUUAUUAAUGAUAACAUUAAUGACAUCACCGUUGCUUUUAUUAACGAUAACAUUCAUGACGUCAUUAUGUUUAUUAACGAUAACAUUCAUGAUGUCACUGUUAUUAAUGACAGCGAUAACAUUAAUGACGUCACUGUUAGCAUUGCGAUUUUUACACUAUAUUUUAUUACUGCAGUGUGGCUGCACUUCCUCUGUGUGUUUGUAUUUAUAUGUAUGUAUUUGUAUGUUGUUCAGUUUGUACUUCUUUUUUAUUUCUAUUGAUAUUUUUCUAUAUUUCUGUCUUGACAUUUCUAUAUAUAUUAUAAAUAUAAACUUAUAUUUUCAUUAUGUAAUCUUAUGUAAGUGCUUGUGGAGGGACAGAAGGGCGGAGUUUGGUGUCUUUUCACUUAUUUUAUUUUAUUUUUAAACAAAAAUAUGAAGGACAUCUCGCUAUGAAUCACUAUCUCUCUCACUUAGUGUUUCUAAUCUAAAGUUUCCUUAUCCAUAAGAUCAGAAUAUUAUAUUACAGAGUUAUUAUGCUUUUAUAAUGUGUGUAAUGUGUGUUUUAUUUCGUGUUUGAUCAUCUCAGAUCACUGUGAGGAUGUAGUACACACACACACACACACACACACACUCUCACACACACUUCAUGUUAGGAAAAGAUGUGUUUAAAGUGUGUAAAUAAAUGUGACGUAUUGUUUAUGGUUGUGUAUGACACACACAUGAAAUAAAAGGCCACUAAAAAUUC